Cadophora gregata is the source of this 1951-nucleotide messenger RNA. RefSeq lists its product as uncharacterized. The record is from RefSeq and is a predicted model, not a curated record. NCBI's taxonomy places the organism in Eukaryota, Fungi, Ascomycota, Leotiomycetes, Helotiales, Ploettnerulaceae. Bases 77 to 1117 code for a protein of 346 amino acids. Gene Ontology annotation, cellular component: TRAPPIII protein complex. The transcript is spliced from 2 exons.
UAGAACUGUUUUUGCAGACAUUCUGAUCUUGAAAAGUUUAUUUCGGAGAACCAUAUGUGUUGACAACAUCCCAAACAUGUCUCACCAACGGGGCGGCUCAACAGUUGACGGUGUCAAAGAACCCCAUUCCGUCUCACUCAAAGUCCUCCGACUCUCCCGCCCCUCCCUCUCAAUUCAACACCCCCUCCCAACGCCCUCGCCCUCGCCCAAAUCCUCACAAUCCAACUUCCCGACCCCCUCCGCCUCCCUAGCAUAUCCCUCCUCUCAGCCAGAGCCAUUCAUCCUCUCGCCCCUCCUCACCCUCCCACCCGCCUUUGGCAGCGCAUAUGUCGGUGAAACAUUCUCCUGCACGCUCUGCGCAAACAAUGAGAUCCUCCCGGGCUCCGCCGCAGCCUCCAAGGUCAUCACCAACGUACGGAUUGAGGCCGAGAUGAAGAUCCCCAGUUCAGGCGUCCCUAUACCACUCAUACUUGGUCCAGAAACAACAGUAUCCAAUAAUACAGCAGAGAAUGUGGAAGAGCAAGAUCCAGAGAAGAAAGCUGAGAAAGACAAGGACCACAACGGUGUAGAUCUCGAACCUGGAAAGAGUCUCCAGAAAGUCGUCAAUUUCGAUUUGAAAGAAGAAGGCUCCCACGUCCUAGCCGUCACAGUCACGUAUUCAGAAACAACGUCCACAAGUGGUCGGAUCCGCACAUUCCGCAAACUAUACCAAUUCGUCUGCAAAGGGUGCAUGGUGGUACGCACCAAGACGGGUGCUUUACCUUCUGGAACGGGGGAAAAGGAGGGGAGGAAAUGGGCGCUAGAAGCGCAGUUGGAGAAUUGUGGCGAGGAGAUUAUCACGCUGGAUAUGGUUGUACUGGAGACAAGAGAGGGCUUUAGAAGUCAGGGUUUGAAUUGGGAAGUUGUUGGACCUGGGGAAGAAAUGGAGAGACCAGUGCUGAUGCCGGGGGAUGUACAACAGGUUUGCUUUUUAGUGGAGGAGUUGCUGGGGGGUGAGGAGAGACCGGAGCCAGUGGAUGGCAGGCUAAUCUUUGGAAUUCUGAGCUUAGGUUGGAGGGGCACGAUGGGGAACAGAGGGUUUCUGAGUACCGGUGCCUUGGGAGCCAGGCUGAAAUGAAGUUACCAGCUAUCGCCGUCAUCAUCCGUUUUAAGAUGGCUGCCUUCAUACUCAAAACUCAAUACCUACGACAGCAUGUCUUGGACAACUGCUCAUGAAAGCCGAGGCAUCUCGGUCAUUCGCUCCGCGCGAGAGGUGGCUGGAUAUUAAGGGCAAGGCUUCCAAGAAGGACUGGAACAUAAGAGCCGAGGGACCAGUCAGGCACACCCCAACCUGAACCUGAAUCUAUUGGUCGCUUUGCACAGCAUUCUGGCCAUAGUCCAGGCAGACAGGGAGCUCACAUAAUGCCACAAUCGAGACUUACAAGUCGUGGUACAACUGCCUUCAAAUGUAUCAGUCCAACGUCCUCAAAGUGGCACAGAUGCAGUAAAUGUUACCCAGAUCACGUUUCAAGCAGCUCCGUCCCGUGGUUCUCGAUAGUUUUCCCCGCACCAGUCUUAUCCGCUAUUCUCAUCAUUGUCAGCAGUGCCACUUCCAUCUACCCGACCAAACAGAGUUGUACUCAGACUUUCAUUUUGGAAUACGAAACAUCAUCGGCUGUUGGAGUUCGUACUCGCUCUGCGAUGCAAUUUGCCUGGUGUUUGAUAUAUGCUGCAUUUGCUUGCUGCUAAUUAACUGUAUCUGAGAACGUGUGUAAUUCUAGAAAUGUUUUGUUACUUGAUUCUUCUUAAUAGCAUCAGCGUACAUGUUAAAUCGUACAGUAUCCACCACUCUUGCAGAAGCCGUGUCGGAGAACAGGUAAUCGCGCCGAGCGCAUUGCUGCCUCCGCCAAUAUGGAGCCUGACCAUCGCCAAAAAGUAGAUAUGCAAGAUAUUAGAUUAAGAAACAAAUAAU